Messenger RNA from Exserohilum turcica Et28A, 1109 nucleotides. RefSeq lists its product as uncharacterized. The transcript has 3 exons. Gene Ontology annotation, cellular component: cytoplasm; eukaryotic translation initiation factor 4F complex. Bases 21 to 785 code for a protein of 254 amino acids. The record is from RefSeq and is a predicted model, not a curated record. Gene Ontology annotation, biological process: translational initiation. NCBI's taxonomy places the organism in Eukaryota, Fungi, Ascomycota, Dothideomycetes, Pleosporales, Pleosporaceae. Gene Ontology annotation, molecular function: translation initiation factor activity; RNA 7-methylguanosine cap binding.
ACGACACAAACACCGCCACGAUGACCGAAGUCGCAGCAGCAACAAACAGCAACCAGCAGGUUCCGCUGGACACGAUUCCCAUCUCGCCCACCGACAACUCCGGCGAGGGCCACGAGUCCAGCAGCAACGCAGCAAACGAGGGCGAGAUCCGCACCGUCUUCCAUGAUCCCGAGAACUUCAACGUCAAGCACCCGCUCAUGAACACAUGGACACUGUGGUUCACGAAGCCCCCGAGCGGCAAGGGAGACAACUGGGCCGAGCUGCUGAAGGAAGUCAUCUCGUUCGACUCUGUUGAGGAGUUCUGGGGCAUCUACAACAACAUCACCCCCACAUCCGACCUCGCGCUCAAGUCCGAUUACCAUCUCUUCAAGAAGGGUGUGCGCCCCGAGUGGGAAGACUCACAGAACAAGCACGGCGGCAAGUGGGCCUUCCAGUUCAAAGAUAAAAAGGCAAUCAACAUCGACGCGCUUUGGCUGCACGUCAUGCUGGCUGCCAUCGGCGAGAACCUCGAGGAUGAGGAUGACAACGAAGUCAUGGGUGUCGUUGUCAACGUGAGGCGAGGCUUCUACCGUAUCGGCCUCUGGACACGUUCCGUUGGUCGCGCCAUUCCCGGUGAGGGAGGCAAGGGAAGGACACAGGAGCAGGGCAAGGAGGUUCUGCUCAAGAUUGGCAGACGAUUCAAGCAGGCGCUGCAGCUCAAGGACAACGACGUGGUCGAGUUUUCCGGACACACCGACGCCGCCCAUGCCGGCAGCACUCGCGCGAAAGCCAAGUUCAGUGUCUAAGGGACUCAUUACAACUUCAAGCAUGCGACAUGACGUUGUAUCCUUGCGGUAUCCUCGGUUGUCUGCGGACAUAGUACGCACUCCACGUUUGGAUUGCAUUUCCUCGAUUUAUUCCCUGUUUGGUCCAAAAGUAUCUCACUAACGGUUCAUGAUACGGACCGAGUUUCUAGCAUGGCGUCUGCAUGGGAUGGCGAAGGGUGAUAUGGGGUUCUCACAUGAAUCAUUCGGCCAUGGCGGUUAUACCUGAGGUGGGUGAAUAGUUCUGAGCUUGUAUAGACAAACUCCGGUAUCUGACAUAUCUAUGAAUGAAAAAAAAUAAACGCA